Pangasianodon hypophthalmus (striped catfish) is the source of this 4589-nucleotide messenger RNA. It is a transcript of the gene ecel1, whose product is annotated as endothelin-converting enzyme-like 1. Gene Ontology annotation, molecular function: metalloendopeptidase activity. The record is from RefSeq and is a predicted model, not a curated record. Bases 391 to 2805 code for a protein of 804 amino acids. Gene Ontology annotation, biological process: protein processing. The transcript has 19 exons. Gene Ontology annotation, cellular component: plasma membrane. NCBI's taxonomy places the organism in Eukaryota, Metazoa, Chordata, Actinopteri, Siluriformes, Pangasiidae.
ACGCACGCACACACACACACACACAGAGAGAGAGAGAGAGAGAGAGAGAGAGAGACGGUGUCCCUCGUGCUCCCCCGACAGCGCGCGCACACACGCGUAAACACACACACGCGCAGUCUUCUCCAACACGCGCGUGCGAUUUGUUUCUGCGUCCGUCCGUUAACUAGCCAGUUGUCAUCACCGCCGUAAUUUUUCCUCAAGACUUUUUUUCUCUUUCUUUCUUUCUUUCUUUCUCUUCAGUUCCAUGAGGCUGUACCUGUAUAAUCAGCGAGCACGAGACUUCUGAGGAUUGGUGAAAAAGUACAGGAGAGCGGGAAAGAGCUUCCUCUCUCACAGCUAAUCUAGGUUAAAGGUCAAGAGUCAAAGGUCAUGCCCUCAGUGUGAACCAGCAUGUUCCACACAUUCCCCAACAAAUCCAAGCCGCAUUCCCCAGUCUCUCUGGAGAAGACCUACUCGCUCACAGCGCAUUACGAUGACUUCCAGGAAGUGAAGUAUGGCAGCCGGUACAGCAGCAACGGCAUGAGCUUGACACUGGGCGGGUCGCUGGAUCGUAGUGGGCGGUCCCGUGGUGGGGCAGGAGGCGGAGUCGGUGGGAGUAAGUCCUCCAGUACUGAGAGGUGGAGUCGCCGUGAGAUCUGCCUGCUUUCUGCGCUGGUGUUUGCCGGUGGUGUGUGCGUGAUCCUGGGCUGCAUGCUGGCGCUGAAGUUAGUCUGGCUGGGCGCUCAGGACACUCAGUGCGAGCGGGAAUGUGGGACGAUGCGGCGCUCGCUCCUGAGGGCUGCUCGCUUCGUCCAGUCCAACGUAGAUGCCAGCGUGGCGCCGUGUCAUGACUUCUACAGCUUCGCAUGUGGUGGCUGGCUGCGACGACACGCUAUUCCCGAGGACAAACUCAGCUACGGCGUCAUCACGGCCAUCGGAGAGCAGAACCAGGAGAAGCUACAGCGACUGCUGGAGGAACCAGUCAGGAGGAAGGGACCUGAUAGUGCUGAGAGAAAGGUGAAGGAGUUUUAUCGUUCCUGCAUCAACAUCCAGGAAAUUGACCGGCUCGGAGCUGAGCCCAUGAUGGAGGUGAUUGACAGCUGUGGUGGGUGGGACUUGGCUGGAGCUCCUCCCGGAGGUGCGGGUUGGGAAAGCGGCUCUGUCCCAACGAGACCUGACUUUAACGAGAUGCUCUAUAGGACCCAGGGGGUGUACAGCACAGCCGUCUUCUUCUCACUCACUGUUAACGUGGAUGAUAAAAACUCGUCACGCAAUGCCAUACGAAUUGAUCAGGAGGGUCUGACGCUGCCUGAAAGAACUCUGUACCUGGGCCAGGAUGAAGACAGUGUGAAGAUCCUGGCAGCCUACAAGGCACUAAUGGAGCGGCUGCUGAGCAUGCUGGGAGCUCAUAACGCCACAGUGAAGUCCCGUGAGAUACUGGACCUUGAGAUGAGACUGGCUAAUAUCACUGUGUCUGAAUUCGAGGAUCAGAGAAAAGAUAUCAGCAGCAUGUACAACCGCAUCACACUGAAACAGCUCCAACGCAUGGCUCCUGGUUUACACUGGAAGCGACUGCUGGAUAGAAUAUUCCACGAUAAUUUCUCCGAGGAAGAAGAGAUUGUGGUCCUGGCCACAGACUACAUGCACAAAGUCUCUGACAUCAUCAAGACCACAUCAAAAAGGGUUCUGCAUAACUACAUGCUGUGGAGGAUCGUUGCGGCGCUCAGUGAGCACUUAUCCACGGGGUUCCGAAGCACUAUCCACGAGUUCUCGCGGGAGAUUGACGGAACCGAACGACAACUGGAGCUCGACCAGCUGUGUCUCAAUCAGGCCAACAAACACUUUGGCAUGGUGCUGGGUGCACUCUUCGUCCAGACACACUUCUCCUCUCGUAGCAAGGCCAAGGUACAGGAGCUGGUGGAGGACAUAAAGCACUCGCUGGAUGUCAGACUGCAGGAGCUGGACUGGAUGGAUGAAGAAACCAAAGAGGCAGCAAGAGCCAAGCUUCAGUAUAUGAUGGUGAUGACGGGUUAUCCAGACUUCCUGUUAAAGCCGGAGCUCAUCGAUCAGGAAUACGGGUUUGAAGUGAAUGAGAAGACGUAUUUCAAAAACAUCCUGAACAGCAUCAAGUACAACAUCAACCUGUCUAUCAACAAGAUCCACAAGGAAGUGGACAAGACGACGUGGCUUCUUCCACCCCAGGCGCUCAAUGCUUACUAUCUUCCAAACAAGAACCAGAUGGUUUUCCCAGCAGGAAUUCUCCAGCCGACUCUGUACGAUCCAGAAUUCCCACAGUCUCUAAAUUAUGGAGGAAUUGGAGCAAUCAUCGGACACGAGCUAACACAUGGAUACGAUGACUGGGGUGGUCAGUACGAUCGCUACGGUAACCUGAAGCAGUGGUGGACCGAGGAGUCUUACAGAAAGUUCCAGAAGAAAGCAGAGUGUAUCAUCAAACUGUACGACAACUUCACCGUGUACAAUCAGCGGGUGAACGGGCGUCUCACACUGGGAGAGAACAUCGCUGAUCUCGGGGGGCUGAAACUCUCCUACUAUGCCUAUCAGAAGUGGGUAAGGGAUCACGGUCCAGAGCGGCCACUACCAGGCCUUAAAUACACACACGAGCAGCUGUUCUUUAUAGCCUUCGCCCAGAACUGGUGCAUGAAGAGGCGGUCUCAGUCCAUAUACCUUCAGCUGCUAACCGACAAACACGCCCCUGAGCACUACAGAGUUAUUGGCAGUGUGUCUCAGUUUGAUGAGUUCGGUCGUGUGUUUCACUGCCCGAAAGGAUCUCCUAUGCAUCCUGUCAACAAGUGCUCCGUCUGGUGACCUUCUGACCUUCAUCACUGACCUCUGACCUCUCACCUUUCAUCAUCCAUCCAGAUUUCUCUGUAUGCCCUCAGUGGACAUGAAAUCACCCUCACACAGGCAGAGCAAAGGGGAAAUGUUUUAGAGUGCUGCUACGAGCUUAAAGUGUUCGUUAUAUCAUGAAUUAAACAGCGUUGUCAUGGUUACAAUAUACAUCUUAUUUGAACACUUAGGGUUAAUCAAGUGUUCAGUCGACAAGGCCGUGCAGACUGAAACAGCGUAUGUGUACAGACAUAUUGGCUUGCAAACUAGUUAGCCUACUGACUAGCGUGCUACCUAGCUAGCAUAAUAAAGUUUAAUGCCCACUUUGAGCAAAUGUAUUUUUUAAAUAAUUUUAAUAAUUAAUAAUUUUAAUCAUUUUUUUUUACAUAAAAUUUUCCAUUUACAUAAACAUCUUCAUCCACCCUGAAAAAAAAACACGCAAUGCCUUCUGGGUAUGUCUUGAAAUAUAGAGUGAAAAAAACUAUAAAGUUUACAUUAAAGUUUUACAUUAAAGUCUUACGCAAUUUGACAAAAACAGGAGUCAAGUGAACUUUUAUCAAUAAACUGUAAUUGAGCUGAUAAAAAAAAAACUGUAAAAGUCUUUCAAAUGGCAAAAAGUUACAGAAGUACCGUGUCAACUUUUCUUUAAUAAAAUUCCUUAAUAAUUUCUUUAAUAAUUCAUGAGCUUUUUGUUUUUCAGUGCUGCUUUCCUACGCAUCUUUAGUGUGUAAACUUAUUUUUUCUACAUAAAUAUAACCUUAAAGAAUCGUAUAUUUAUUUAUUUUUAUAUUCUAAUUAAUAGUGUUCAUGAUUUAUUCUUAUUAGCUAUAAGAAAUAGUUUUGAGGUGGUGUGUGUGUGUGUGUGUGUGUGUGUGUGUGAGUUGCACUUCAUAUUUCGGAAACUCGAUUUAAAAGCUGCUACACAAAUCUUCUCACAAAUAAUUUCAAGAAGACAACCUCUUUAAUAACUGUAACUCAGUAAAAUCACACAGUUUGGUCACGUUAGCAGAGUGUGGUAAUUUUUUUGGAAUUUAGGGAAAUUUUAAGGAAUUUUGGUUAAUUUUUUGAAAAUCUGGGGAACCUUUGGGAUUUUGGAAAGGAAUUCUGGUAAUGUUUUGGAAUUUUGGGGGGAAUUUUUUUUUUAUGUUUAAAAUGUAUCUUUUAGUUUAUGAAAAAUUAUAAAAAUGUGAAAUGGCAUCAGAUUGUAAAUUUACAGGAUCUGCCAAUGUUAUUUAUGAUCAUGGUUGUGGUGGGGGGAGGGGUGUUUGCAUUUGUAUCUUUUCUUACAUGUUAAUUUGUACAAAAUUUGACAAAAAUGACAAAAUCGUCUCCAUUGAAUUCCAUUGAACUUUGUGUCGUUGAUUCAUUUUGUUUGUUUUUGGAUUUUAAUUUGUUAAAUCAUACCUGUGCAUGUUUCUAUUUCUCAUUUACAUCAAAUAGACAAACUUCUUACGCAAAUUUGUGAGAGGAACCCAGGUUAUGAUUCCGAUGGUAAUCCGAGAAGAUGGUGAUGGACAUCGUAAGGAUGGAUGUAUUUCGCAGCGCUGACUCUGAUUUCUGAUUCGUACAAAGUGAUUGUGAUUUUUACUGAUGUGAAACAACUCUUACGUUUUUUUUUUCCUUGUAAUGUCAUAACUGGAACAAUGGCUUUGUUAUUGUUCAUGUCUGUGUUCUGUGUGUUCAGAUCUAUUGAUGCAAGUUUUUCUCUCUUCAGGUGUUAAGACUGUAUAUUACAAAAAUAAAUAAAUAAAUAAAUCACAAUA